Messenger RNA from Oncorhynchus tshawytscha (Chinook salmon), 781 nucleotides. RefSeq names its product sodium/bile acid cotransporter 7-A-like. Lineage: Eukaryota; Metazoa; Chordata; Actinopteri; Salmoniformes; Salmonidae. The transcript is spliced from 9 exons. The record is from RefSeq and is a predicted model, not a curated record. The coding region runs from base 1 to 711 and encodes 236 amino acids. Gene Ontology annotation, cellular component: plasma membrane.
AUGCUUGGUCUGAACAUUAACAGGCAUCGCUUGCGGUCCACUGAGUCAGAGUUCACAAUCACCUAUGUUGCGGUGUCAGCCAUUUUCUUCAACAGCGGCCUGUCAUUAAAAACAGAGGAGUUGACUAGUGCCCUCCUCCAUGUGAAGCUGCAUCUGUUUGUCCAGUCCUUCACCCUGGUCUUCUUCCCUGUUGCCAUGUGGCUCUGUAUCAAACUACUGGCCCUUACCUCAAUCAACACUUGGCUACUCCGAGGGUUACAGACGGUGGGAUGUAUGCCCCCUCCAGUCUCCUCUGCUGUCAUACUCACCAAAGCUGUGGGGGGGAACGAGGCUGCCGCCAUCUUUAACUCCGCCUUCGGAAGCUUCCUGGGAAUACUAGUGACACCACUGCUACUGUUACUGUUUCUGGGCUCGUCAUCCUCUGUCCCUUUCUCCUCCAUCUUCUCUCAGCUUUUCAUGACUGUGGUCGUUCCUCUCAUCCUAGGACAGGUGUCCCGGCGGUUCCUGAGGGACUGGCUCGAGAGGAGGAAACCUCCGUUUGGAGUCAUCAGUUCUUUGGUUCUCCUGAUGAUCAUUUACACCACCUUCUGUGAGACCUUCUCUAACCCGGAUAUUGAACUGGACCACCUCAGCCUGCUGCUCAUCACCUUCAUCAUAUUCUGCAUCCAGCUGAGCUUCAUGCUGUUGACGUUUGUCUUCUCCACACAGUGAGUUUAAUAGUACUGUUAGUGUUAUACUGUAGUACCGUUACUGUCAUGCUGCGGCCUCUAGUGUUAUACUG